Molecule: messenger RNA, 2235 nt
Organism: Prionailurus viverrinus (fishing cat)
Lineage: Eukaryota; Metazoa; Chordata; Mammalia; Carnivora; Felidae
Gene: RPS6KA6
Product: ribosomal protein S6 kinase A6
Exons: 22
Coding region: 1-2235 (744 amino acids)
Biological process (GO): protein phosphorylation
Molecular function (GO): magnesium ion binding; ATP binding; ribosomal protein S6 kinase activity
Source: RefSeq, a predicted model, not a curated record
AUGCUACCGUUCACUCCUCAGGAGGAGCUUUGGAACCAAAAAAUGGAGGUGUUCGGAGGCGGCGCAAGCAGCGGCGAGGUGGAUGGUCUUAAAAUGGUUGAUGAGCCAAUGGAAGAGGGAGAAGCAGAUUCUUGCCAAGAUGAAGGAAUUGUUAAAGAAAUCCCUAUUACUCAUCAUGUUAAGGAAGGGUAUGAGAAAGCAGAUCCUGCACAAUUUGAGUUGCUCAAAGUUCUUGGUCAGGGAUCCUUUGGAAAGGUUUUUCUUGUUCGAAAGAAGACUGGUCCUGAUGCUGGGCAGCUCUAUGCAAUGAAGGUGUUAAAAAAAGCUUCUUUAAAAGUUCGAGACAGAGUUCGGACAAAGAUGGAGAGGGAUAUACUGGUGGAAGUAAAUCAUCCAUUUAUUGUCAAAUUACACUAUGCCUUUCAGACUGAAGGGAAGCUGUAUUUAAUACUAGAUUUUCUCAGGGGAGGAGAUGUCUUUACAAGAUUAUCCAAAGAGGUUCUGUUUACAGAGGAAGAUGUGAAAUUCUACCUUGCAGAACUGGCACUUGCUUUGGAUCAUCUGCACCAAUUAGGAAUUGUAUAUAGAGACCUGAAACCAGAAAACAUUUUGCUUGAUGAAAUAGGACAUAUCAAGUUAACAGAUUUUGGACUCAGCAAGGAAUCUGUAGAUCAAGAAAAGAAGGCUUACUCAUUUUGUGGUACAGUGGAGUACAUGGCUCCUGAAGUAGUAAAUAGGAGAGGCCACUCCCAAAGUGCUGAUUGGUGGUCAUAUGGUGUACUUAUGUUUGAAAUGCUUACUGGUACUCUGCCAUUUCAAGGUAAAGACAGAAAUGAGACCAUGAAUAUGAUAUUAAAAGCAAAACUCGGAAUGCCUCAGUUUCUUAGUGCUGAAGCACAAAGUCUACUAAGGAUGUUAUUCAAAAGAAAUCCAGCAAAUAGAUUGGGUUCAGAAGGAGUUGAGGAAAUCAAAAGACAUCUUUUUUUUGCAAAUGUUGACUGGAAUAAAUUAUAUAGAAGAGAAGUUCAACCUCCUUUCAAACCGGCUUCUGGAAAACCAGAUGAUACUUUUUGUUUUGAUCCUGAGUUUACUGCAAAAACACCUAAAGAUUCUCCUGGUUUACCAGCUAGUGCUAAUGCUCAUCAACUCUUCAAAGGAUUCAGCUUUGUGGCAACUUCUAUUGCAGAAGAAUAUAAAAUCACUCCUGUUACAAGUGCAAAUGUGUUACCAAUUGUUCAGAUAAAUGGAAAUUCUGGACAAUUUGCUGAAUUAUAUGAACUAAAAGAAGAUAUUGGUGUUGGCUCCUAUUCUGUUUGCAAGCGAUGCAUACAUACAGCUACGAACAUGGAAUUUGCAGUGAAGAUCAUUGACAAAAGUAAGAGAGACCCUUCAGAAGAAAUUGAAAUAUUGAUGCGCUAUGGACAACACCCCAACAUUAUUACUUUAAAGGAUGUUUAUGAUGAUGGUAGAUAUGUUUACCUUGUUACGGAUUUGAUGAAAGGAGGAGAACUACUUGACCGUAUUCUCAAAAAAAAGUGUUUCUCAGAACGGGAAGCUAGUGAUGUACUGUUUGUAAUAAUUAAGACAGUUGACUAUCUUCAUUGUCAAGGAGUUGUUCAUCGUGAUCUUAAACCUAGUAAUAUUUUAUAUAUGGAUGAAUCGGCCAAUGCAGACUCCAUUAGGAUCUGUGAUUUUGGGUUUGCAAAACAGCUUCGUGGAGAAAAUGGACUUCUUUUAACUCCAUGCUACACUGCAAACUUUGUAGCACCUGAGGUUCUUAUGCAACAGGGCUAUGAUGCUGCUUGUGAUAUUUGGAGCCUAGGUGUCCUUUUUUACACCAUGCUGGCUGGCUACACUCCAUUUGCUAAUGGCCCCAAUGAUACUCCUGAAGAGAUACUGCUACGUAUAGGCAAUGGCAAGUUCUCUUUGAGUGGUGGAAACUGGGACAAUAUUUCAGAUGGAGCAAAGGAUUUACUCUCCCAUAUGCUACAUAUGGACCCACAUCAGCGGUACACUACAGAACAAGUAUUAAAACACUCAUGGAUAACCCACAGAGAUCAGUUGCUGAAUGAUCAGCCAAAUAGAUAUGAUGCAUCACAUGUCAUUAAGGGAGUAGUGGUCACCACAUGUUCUGCCCUGACUCACAAGACCUUUCAACCAGUCCUUGAGCCUGUUGCUGCUUCAAACUUAGCUCAGCGACGGAGCAUGAAAAAACGAACAUCAACUGGCCUAUAA